Molecule: messenger RNA, 855 nt
Organism: Staurois parvus
Lineage: Eukaryota; Metazoa; Chordata; Amphibia; Anura; Ranidae
Source: the annotation of a GenBank genome assembly
AUGUCUAUGUUGCCUUCGUUUGGCUUCACCCAGGAGCAAGUAGCCUGCGUGUGCGAGGUGCUGCAGCAAGGGGGCAACCUGGAGCGUCUGGGCAGGUUCCUGUGGUCCCUGCCGGCCUGCGAUCACCUCCACAAGAACGAGAGCGUGCUGAAAGCCAAGGCGGUGGUGGCCUUCCAUCGGGGCAACUUCCGGGAGCUCUACAAGAUCCUGGAGAGCCACCAGUUCUCCCCCCACAACCACCCCAAGCUGCAGCAGCUGUGGCUCAAGGCGCACUACGUGGAGGCCGAGAAGCUGCGGGGCAGACCCCUGGGGGCGGUGGGCAAGUACCGGGUCAGGAGGAAAUUCCCCCUUCCGAGGACCAUCUGGGACGGAGAGGAGACCAGCUACUGCUUCAAGGAGAAGUCCCGGGGGGUGCUGAGAGAGUGGUAUGCCCACAACCCCUACCCCUCCCCCCGGGAGAAGAGGGAACUGGCCGAGGCCACUGGACUCACCACCACCCAGGUCAGCAACUGGUUCAAGAACCGGAGGCAGAGGGACCGGGCAGCCGAGGCCAAGGAGAGGGAAAACACGGAAAACAACAACACGUCCAGCAACAAACAGAACCAGCUCUCCCCACUGGAUGGAGGCAAAUCUCUCAUGUCCAGCUCCGAGGAGGAAUUCUCCCCCCCACAGAGCCCGGACCAGAACUCAGUCCUCUUACUGCAGGGGAACCUCAGCCACCCCGGGGGCUCCUCAUACUCCCUGAGCGCUUUAAGUGCCUCCCAGGGCGGCCACGGGCUCAGCAGCCAUCAGCACCAGCUCCAAGACUCUCUCCUGGGACCCCUCACCUCCAGCCUGGUAGAUCUAGGAUCCUAA